GUAUCAUGAGGAAUUCAAGUGGAACACUGAGGACUUCAACUUCCCUUUGGAGGGCCUCACCUUCUUGGGAGUCAUCUCUCUGGUGGACCCGCCGAGGUCGGGCGUGCCACAAGCAGUUGCCAAAUGCCAUGGGGCUGGCAUUCAGGUUAUUAUGGUCACAGGAGAUCAGCCGGCCACAGCGAAAGCCAUCGCUAAGCAGGUUGGUAUUAUUAAAUCUAAGACGGCCGAUGAAAUUGCGGCGGAGCGAAACUGUGACAUCAAGGACGUGCCUCUGGAAGAUGUCAAUGCUGUCGUCAUUCAUGGCGAUCAGUUGAAGGGGAUGACGGACGAGGAUUUGAAGUUCGUGUUGUCACACUACAGGGACAUUGUUUUCGCGAGGACAACACCGACCCAGAAGCUCAGAAUCGCCGAGACUCAGAAGGAGCUCGGAAAGGUGACGGCCAUGACCGGCGAUGGCGUGAAUGAUGCCCCUGCACUGAAAGCGGCGAAUAUUGGCGUUGCUAUGGGUAUCGCAGGAACGCAGGUGGCCAUGCAAGCCGCUGACAUGAUUCUGGCUAAUGACGACUUUUCAUCGAUCGUUAAUGCUAUCGAAGAAGGAAGGCUCAUCUUUGACAAUCUGAAGAAGUCUAUCGCUUACACGCUCACGUCCAACAUUCCCGAGAUCACUCCUUUCCUGGCCUUCGUUAUCCUCCAAAUUCCUCUGCCUCUCUCGACUGUCCUCAUCCUGGCAGUCGAUCUGGGCACGGACAUUCUUCCUGCGAUCUCCUUCGCAUAUGAGACCGCUGAGCUCGACAUUAUGUGUAGGAAGCCUAGGGACCCGCAAAGGGACAGGCUUGUGACCAACAAGUUGGUCAUAUACUCUUACCUUAUCAUAUGGUAUAUGCAGGCAGCGGCGGGCUUCUACACCUACUUCCAGGUCAU
This is a messenger RNA of Perkinsus marinus ATCC 50983, 921 nucleotides long. RefSeq names its product na+/k+ ATPase alpha subunit, putative. Lineage: Eukaryota; Perkinsozoa; Perkinsida; Perkinsidae. Gene Ontology annotation, molecular function: ATP hydrolysis activity; ATP binding; transporter activity. The annotation marks the transcript as partial. The transcript has 5 exons. The record is from RefSeq and is a predicted model, not a curated record. Gene Ontology annotation, cellular component: membrane.